Micropterus salmoides (largemouth bass) is the source of this 3634-nucleotide messenger RNA. RefSeq names its product signal peptide peptidase-like 2 (gene sppl2b). Gene Ontology annotation, molecular function: aspartic endopeptidase activity, intramembrane cleaving. The record is from RefSeq and is a predicted model, not a curated record. Gene Ontology annotation, cellular component: Golgi-associated vesicle membrane; cytoplasmic side of endoplasmic reticulum membrane; lysosomal membrane. Gene Ontology annotation, biological process: membrane protein proteolysis. The transcript has 15 exons. NCBI's taxonomy places the organism in Eukaryota, Metazoa, Chordata, Actinopteri, Centrarchiformes, Centrarchidae. The coding region runs from base 99 to 1775 and encodes 558 amino acids.
AAGUGGGCGUGGCGUCCCUAAACAGCUGGUGGGGGCUCGUGUGAGGGACUCGAGCCGAGCGGUUGGUUGAUGGGGGAAACAACAACAAGCUAGGCAUCAUGAGGGUCCCCGAAACGCUGAUUUGGACCGCUUUUCUCAUCCAGAAGGUGGUGGGAGAGUACGGCAUGGCCCAUUUCAGUGACAAGGGCAAGAGCAAAGGAAAGGAUUACUGCAUAUUCUUCAACUCACAGUGGGCACGUCUACCUCAGGACCUCAAUAAGGCAUCGCGUCUUCAGAUCUACGACCUGACGACAUCGGUCUUGUGCUUGCCCUCUGAUGUCCCGGAGGGAGGCUUCCCAAAUCGCAUUCCCAUGGUGAUGAGAGGCAACUGCACUUUUUAUGAAAAGGUUCGGCUGGCCCAGCUUAAUGGCGCCAAGGGCCUACUUAUUGUCAGCAAGGACAGACUGACACCUCCAGCAGGAAACAAGACUCAAUAUGAGGAGAUUGACAUUCCUGUAGCGCUGCUCAGCUACUCUGAUAUGCUGGACAUCAGUAAGACCUUUGGUAAAGGAAGACUGGUUGCCAUGUACGCACCCAAUGAGCCGGUGUUGGACUACAACAUGGUGAUCAUCUUUUUGAUGGCAGUAGGAACGGUGGCUAUUGGAGGUUGCUGGGCCGGCAGCAGAGACAGCAAGAAACGCUACAUGAAGCACAAACGGGACGACGGCGCGGAGAAGCUGGAUGAGGAGACGGUAGACAUCACGCCCAUCAUGAUCUAUGUGUUCGUGGUCAUGUGCUGCAGUAUGCUGGUGCUACUCUACUUUUUCUAUGACCAGCUGGCCAUUUGGGUCAUAGCCAUCUUCUGUGUGGCCUCCUCAGUCGGCCUCCACAGCUGUCUGUGGCCUUUUGUCAGGAGACUUCCUUUCUGCAAGUGCAGGGUCCCAGAGAACAACUUGCCAUACUUGCACAAACGGCCGCAGAUCCGCAUGUUGCUGCUGUCAGCCCUCUGCAUCGGUGUCAGCAUCACCUGGAUGGUGUUUCGCAAUGAAGACCAGUGGGCGUGGGUGUUACAGGACGCCCUGGGGAUCGCCUUCUGUCUCUACAUGCUCAAAACAGUCCGACUCCCCACAUUUAAGGCUUGCACCUUGCUGCUGUCUGUUCUUUUUGUCUAUGAUGUUUUCUUUGUAUUUAUUACACCAUUCUUUACAAAGAGUCGGCAAAGUAUAAUGGUGGAGGUAGCGGCUGGUCCCUCUGAUUCCUCCACACAUGAGAAGCUUCCCAUGGUGCUCAAAGUGCCGCGGUUAAACUCCUCUCCCUUGGCUCUUUGUGACCGGCCCUUCUCCCUCCUGGGUUUUGGAGAUAUCUUAGUACCAGGUCUGCUGGUGGCGUACUGUCACAGGUUUGACAUUUUAACACAAUCCUCCAGGAUCUACUUUGUGGCCUGUACAAUCGCUUAUGGCAUCGGCCUGCUGAUCACCUUUGUGGCGCUGGCCUUGAUGCAGAUGGGUCAGCCAGCCUUGCUCUACCUGGUGCCUUGCACUCUGCUCACCAGCCUCACUGUAGCACUUUGGCGAAAGGAGUUGCCCCAGUUCUGGACUGGAAGUGGAUUUGUGCCUGCCAUAGUGCUCACACCGAUCAACUGUACACAAACCGCAGCACCGCAGAUUGAGGGGCCCUUGACUAAACCAGAGUCACAAACCACAGAAGCCCCCAAUCAGAGCGGAGACUCACCACGGCAACCGCUACAGGAAACACCCCCAGCUGAGAAAGAUGAAGGGGAAAACAAAUCUGACUGAAAGGACGUCUACUACAGCAAUUAACAAUUCACUUUUAUUUGUUGAGUAUUUUUUUUUUUUAUUCCUACAUUGUGUCUCGGUCAAUGGACACAAAGUACGGAAGUUAAUUUGCAUUUGGUGCGAAGAUUGGUGUUUUCUGAAUGGCCAGCUCAGCCGGAAACCAGGACACAUGAGGUCGAAGCAUUUAAACUAACACACCAAGUAUAAAACCUGUACAGCUGCCCCAAAAUACAGUCUGUACGACCUCUAAAGGGAAUGAAAAUACAAAUCUGGAAGCUGUAUACAAGUUGUUCAACACUAAAAAACAAAAACACACGGAGCUGAAGCUCUUAAAGGCCCAGUCACACCAGUGUUUAAUUUGCGGCAAAAUCAAUUAAUUUUAAUGGAAUCAGUGCGAUGAGUGAGCCGUUCACAGGGGAGCUGUAUAUGUAUGAUAUUUCUUUCUAAUCUGUAGCAUUUCUUAAAAUCAAAAAUGGCCAGAGAUUUGUAGGUUCCAGGAGGAUUUGAAGCUGUCAUAUGUGAAAACAAACUCAGUAUAUUUUGGGCUGUCAGCUUGGGCUCUAAGAAACUGUAACACUUUAUCAAAUGGCACAAUGUACAAUCCUGAGUACGAAAUGCCAGGAGGGAGUUAACGGCCCAUUACUUGAAUGCAAUCGAAGUCGGAGUAAAAAGCCUGUAAAUCACAGAGAGGACUGAGAUGCAGUGAAGCGCACAAAUGGAGAAAACGCUUCUGGACAAGCUCUCCUUGAAGGCAUCCCAAGCAGGCGUGAAAAUGAAAAAAUUUGUCUAACUAGUCCAGUGUCGCGAAGGUGCAGGAGAAGGCAGGUUUCAGACACUUCAUUUGAAGCAUAUGAAGGAGACCCUUAUUCCCAAAAGCAAAACACUAUAUAAGAAGCAGUCUUUAUUUCCCCCUACAUUAGAUUAUAAACUACCAGUCAGAAUAUAAAGUGCAGCAGUGAAGAGUUUCACACCCUUUAUAAUGUGGCGCCAUCGUGGUUGUUGACUGAGCCAAAACUAUUAGAUUUUUUUUAAUUUGAGCUUUUUUACUGAGGCAUGUUUUCUCAUUUUACUUUUUAGUAUUUUUUUUUGUAUGCUAUUAUUUAGAUUUUACCCUUUACAUAUGAAAAAAUAAAUUAAACCAGUGUAUAGUCUAUGUAGUGCAGACUUGACAUACAUUAUUGGUGGUGCGACAGUUAAAACGUUGGCUGCCACAGAUGUGUUCCCCCAGUAGUUCCUCAUAUUGUCUUAAGAAUUGGUUAUGGCCUUAAAUGUGUCAGUGUUGGGAGGUUACAGCCGAAUGUGUCACGUGUAAAAGUUGCUUUAUGAAAAACAAGAGUACUGUACUCUAAAUGAUGUGCUGCAGUUUAAUGUGUGAGCUGAGGAUUCAGUGACUGGUUACGUUAUCAAUAUUCAUAGAUUAGUUUGUAUGAAGCAUUUGCACAAUAUUUUUGAAUUUGUGGGCUGACAGGAGUCGUUGGUUUCUUUUUGUAUAUGUUUAUGUAUACUCUUAAGAGUUUAAAAGAAACGGCCACUAAGGUGUCCAUAUAUCCAAUAUUCAUUCUGCUUUUGUUUUACAAGUCCAUUUCUGACCCGAGGUUGUCCUCUUAAAACAUCAGUGCCCAGCAGUCACAUCACCCUGUUCAGCAGUAAACAUAAAUUUCUGAUUCUCAUUCAUUUAUGAUGCCUAUUAAGAACAAGUUCAGAGUUUGUGUAGAAAUGGAGUUCAAAAGGUAAAAAAAUAAAUAAAAAUUUGGUUCCAGGACCCGAAAUUAUUCAUUCACCAUUAUAGUUUGUUGUCACCAAGUGGUUUUUAAUACCUCUGUUGGGGAAUACAUGUAAUAAAGAAACCUUGUAUCUGA